Messenger RNA from Penaeus indicus, 2892 nucleotides. Its product is annotated as serine/arginine repetitive matrix protein 2-like. The record is from RefSeq and is a predicted model, not a curated record. The transcript is spliced from 2 exons. NCBI's taxonomy places the organism in Eukaryota, Metazoa, Arthropoda, Malacostraca, Decapoda, Penaeidae. The coding region runs from base 157 to 1692 and encodes 511 amino acids.
UGUGCGUGUGGACUGUAUACAUGUGCGUAUAAUCCGUGUGUGCGUUUUUCUUCAAGGAAAACAGCCAUGUACGUGUAGCAAAGCGUGUGUACGUGUUAUUGAGGUGUACAUGUGCGUCUAUUUUGAAGUAUAUCUUGUCCUCCCGAGAACGAGCUAAUGAAAGGCAGCGAACGCGUAGUCUCCGAGGCCGAGCUUCGAGUGCGACGUUCACUUCAACGCCUCCAUGUCCCCGAGUGGAUGAAGAACGCCCCCCCCGCGGAGCAGAGUUUCCUCCUCAAGAAAAGUGGAGGAGGAGGUGCUGGAGGAGGAGCUGGAGGUGGAGGAGGAGGAGGUUGGGCGGCCUAUUCCUCGAAGGCAGGGUCUAUGACCUCGCUCGGGUCUACUCGCUCAGGUCAUUUCUCGAGUAAGGUCGUCAUACCGACCCGCGUGACGUCAUCGUCGAGGGGGUUCGUGACGUCGGGAGCUGGAAUGACGUCAUCGAUGGGAGGUGGAGGGAUGAUGAUGACGUCACCCUAUGGCAUGACGUCAUCGAUGACAUCACCGAGCUCCGCCUCCGUCAGUCCUUCUCCGAGCGACAAAAUCUCCCUCUUCACUUACCCCUCUGGGCGUUGGAGCUCCUCACGCCUAAACUCCGGAAACGUCACGCCCACGGGCUCUGUGAGGACCUUGGGUACGCCCACGAGCCUCUCCCGGACGCCCUACUUAGGCUGGAGGUCACAGACGUCCCUAGCGCGAUCCCAAACGUCCCUCUCGGGGUCACAGACGUCGAUUUUGGGGUCGUAUAUGACACCCGCCGAGAGAUUGGCGCUCGGUGUCACUUCCUACUCGUUUUUGAGGAAGAAGGAAGAAGGAGAAGGAGGAGGAGGAGAGGGGGAGAAGGAGAAGAGGGAGAGAGAGGAGAAAGAAGGAAGAACGCGAGAAGACGGGGAACGGGACGGAAAGGCGGAGAGGCAAUCGGACGACGAAGGAAGGGAGAGGGAAACACAGGCCGAUAAAAGAGGGAAUGGGCGAGACGGAGGAGAAGAGGACGUGCAUUCUUCCAUCCGGGAAGUGACCUCGGCCAUCGUGCACUAUUGCAAGGACUCCAGCCCUUCCCCAAGAGCCACCAGAGGUCAGAGGUCACGCCCGGUCCACCCUCCGCCCCCCGUUCCAUCUAGGACAGGUCAGGACAGGUCAAGAUCCCCCGUCGAAGGUCAGGAAGACAGGUCGAGGUCGCCCUUCGAGAGCCAGGCCAGGUCAAGGUCGCCCGCGGAAGGUCAGGAGAGGUCAAACUCGGCUCUGGACGACCAGGAGAGACUCUUCAACCUCGAGAGCCAGGUCGAAGGUCAGAGAAGAUCCCUCACGCCCUUGGAGGGUCAGCUGAGGUCAAACUCACCCUUAGGAGGGCAAAUGAGAUCGAAUUCGCCCCUCGGAGGUCAGCUAAGGUCAAACUCACCACUCGGAGGUCAGAUCAGGUCAAAUUCCCCGCGCCGAUUGGUCUGGGUGGAAAGUUCCUUCGUCGGGUCAAGGCCCAUUCACUCACCCGAGACGCCCACGGCUUCCACGCACGCCCUCGCCACGCCCACGCCCACUUCGGAGGUCAUAGGGUCAGGUCAGGUCAACGGCGACGGGUCAGGUCAGGUCAGGAUGGAAGAGGAGUCGGCGAGGAGGCCGGAAAGCUCGACUCCAGGUGAGUAUCUUAUGGCGUGGUGACCUGAGAUGACCUCGUGAAGUGACCUUUGUAAAUUUUGUUAUAUCAGGUUAUUGUGUGACCUGAGCUGACCUAGUGAAGUGACCUUUGUCAAUUUUGUCAUAUCAGGUUACUGUGUGUCCUGAGGUGACCUCGUGAAGUGACCUUACCUUUAAAUUUGGUCAGAUCAGGUCGUUGUGUGACCUUGAUUGACCUUGCCUUUAAUCUUGGUCAGGUCAGGUCACCUGAUAUGACCUCGUGAAGUGACCUUGUGAAAUUGGUCAUAUCAGGUCACUGUGAUCUUAAAUGACCUGAUAUGACCUCGUGAAGUGACCUUUUAAAUUCAGUCAAAUCAGGUCACUGUGUGAUCUUUAGUGACCUGAUAUGACCUCGUGAAGUGACCUUUUAAAUUCAGUCAAAUCAGGUCACUGUGUGAUCUUUAGUGACCUGAUAUGACCUCGUGAAGUGACCUUUUAAAUUCAGUCAAAUCAGGUCACUGUGUGAUCUUAGCGUAAUGACAUGACCUGAAGUGACCUAGAUUACGGUGCUCUGAUAUUUUAAGGUCACGAGGUGACCUCGUUGUGAAGUCAGGUCAUUGUGAAGUCUUGGAAUGACUCAGCAUAAAUGAGAGGUGACCUGACAUGACCUGAUAAUGAUCCUCUGUCGUUUGGUGACCUGGAAUGACAUUGUUAAGUAAUCUAAGUGAAAAAAAGUGUUUGUUAAGUAAGGUCACUUGUUAGAAAGCGUGAUUCAGGUCAGAUCAUAAAUCAGGUCAUAUUGUGAAACAGAUCAGGUGAAACCGGGCCAGUUAACAGGUCAGGUGAAACCAGGUCACGUUCGAAGCCAGGUCAAAGGGAAGCCCAGGUCACGUUCCAAGCCAGGUCAGAGAGCAUACCAGGUCAGACAAAGCCAGGUCAAAGGCCAACCCAGGUCACGUUCCAAGCCAGGUCAUAGGGCAAACCAGGUCGCGGUCGAAGCCAGGUCACGUUCCAAGCCAGGUCACGUUCGAAGCCAGGUCAUAGGGCAAACCAGGUCACGUCUUCCACAAAAAAAAAAAACGCAAAUCUAUCAAAUGAAAAAAGUUAUAUACAUAUAUAUAUUUCUUUAUAUAUAUAGGCAUCUAUAUUGUAAAUACAGCUAUUAUGAAGUAAUUUUUUUAGAAGAUAAAAAAAAAUGGACAAUUAUUAUCAUUUAUAUUACCUGUAUCAUCAAAACCUUUAAUU